CACACGUUAGAAAGACCGAUAUUAAAAUAAGAGUAUAUUCUUUAGAUUAUUACUAGCACUAUUUUAUACACACUCUCUGUGCUCUCUUGUUUAUAACUCCAAAUCAAAUCUCAAAUCUAAGCUCCCGAGGAAGAAGAGAAAAUGGGUUUGCAGGAAGACUUUGAGCAGUAUGCUGAGAAAGCUAAAACUCUUCCAGAGAGCACUACAAAUGAAAACAAGCUUAUAUUGUAUGGAUUGUACAAGCAAAGCACAGUUGGACCUGUGAACACAAGCCGUCCGGGCAUGUUUAACAUGAAGGACAGGGCAAAGUGGGAUGCAUGGAAAGCCGUUGAAGGAAAGUCCAAGGAGGAGGCAAUGGGUGAUUACAUCACCAAGGUGAAGCAAUUGUUGGAAGCUGCCGCUUAAUCGUAAUUAUGUGCUUGAUGGAUUAUGACGACUUGUUUUCUGGAUUAUAACAAGUCAGUCAGAUGUUAUUCCCUGUAUUUUAUGCUAUCAGACUCCUUUGGUUCAGGAUUUUAAGUUUAUAUAUUGAAACUAUCUCCGCAAAUGACUUGAAUUAAUCAAGUACUAUGGUUAUUAUA
Daucus carota subsp. sativus is the source of this 581-nucleotide messenger RNA. RefSeq names its product acyl-CoA-binding protein. The record is from RefSeq and is a predicted model, not a curated record. The coding region runs from base 142 to 405 and encodes 87 amino acids. Lineage: Eukaryota; Viridiplantae; Streptophyta; Magnoliopsida; Apiales; Apiaceae. Gene Ontology annotation, biological process: fatty acid metabolic process. The transcript has 4 exons. Gene Ontology annotation, molecular function: fatty-acyl-CoA binding.